This is a messenger RNA of Rhododendron vialii, 2582 nucleotides long. RefSeq lists its product as uncharacterized. The coding region runs from base 578 to 2152 and encodes 524 amino acids. Gene Ontology annotation, biological process: chromatin remodeling. The transcript has 7 exons. Gene Ontology annotation, cellular component: Ino80 complex. NCBI's taxonomy places the organism in Eukaryota, Viridiplantae, Streptophyta, Magnoliopsida, Ericales, Ericaceae. The record is from RefSeq and is a predicted model, not a curated record.
AAAAUUCAAUGAAACAGAAGGAAAAAGCUUCUCAGGGCAGCACCAGAGGAACGAAGAGGCUAACAUGCCCGGGGUGCGCAACUUGCUAUCCUACGCACGCUCAACCAGCAAUCGAAUCCUCCCAAUUCCAAAGGGUCUGGGAAGAGAGAGAAAGUGAUAGAGAGAGAAAGUAGAGAGAGAUGGGUAAUUGGGGUUACCGCUACAACAAGGCGAGACAACAACAGUGGUGGUGUGAACUUCAAACAUCAUCACCAAAAAUAUCGCCUCCUUUACUUUACCACCCUCCUCUUUCUAACCCUAACCCUAAUCCUAACUAUCCAAACCCAUUAUUUAACUCUGGUUCUCACCCUAACCCACCUCCCCCACGCCUUUCUCGAACCAACCAAACCACUCAAUUUGUCCCCAAGACAAAGCUACAUACUUCAAAACCCUAAUCGACAAUCUCUGUAUCUCUCUCUCUUUGUGCCUCUUUUCUUAUGGUCUAUUCGGGUAAUCUUCAAAGAUUUUGAAGUUUUCAAUCGAAAGCACCACAACUAGACAGCUACAUUUGGCUUGUGGUUCAACCGUUUCCACCGUCAUGGAAAGCUUUGGUUUCAGUGACACGAGCAAAACGGCAAGGAAGAAGAGGAGCAGUUCCUCCCGGCGUCCUCGUAGUGAUUCUCAGCCUUUUGUAGAUUGCCGUGAGAACUCAGACAAUGUCAGCAGUGACGAAAAUAAUGGACACGGUCAUUGGAAAAAAGAACUUAAUUUGAACCAAUGCAGCUUGAGGGCUUCAUCCACUAAUCUUGUUGAAGCAGGUACCCAAAUAAGUAGGAGGAUAAGUGCUAGGUAUACUUCUUUUCCUCUUGGACAAUCAGAUGUAGCUUCAGAUGCCCCAGGAAGUGAGAAAAAAGUGAAAAAAGUAAAGCUUAAGGUUGGUGGUGUCACACGAACUAUACAAGCUGAUUCCACACCUGCUGGUGCUUCUAUGGGUGGAUCUUCUAUGAAAUCUUCUAAUUCUUCUGUUGCCCCUCAUCCUCGGCCAAAGCUGAUUCUUCAGGACAUUUCAGACGACGAUCGUUCUUCUCCAGACAAGGGAAGUGGCUUGCGAGGAGUCCAAUGGAAGGGCUAUUCUAGUAGUGGUUUAAGUGUCAUGAAUCCGAAUUCUUUGAGGGGGAAGAACUUUGACGAAAGUGUCUCUACUAAGCAAGACAAGUUUGAGCCAGUCCGUAAGAGCAAGCGUGUCCCUAAGAAACGUCCUCUAGAUGGAGCAUUUGAUGAUGAAGAUGAGGAUGAUGAAGAGCUGCGAUACCUUGAAAAGCUCAAAUUUUCUAAGCUUGCUACUGAAAAUAGUGCAGAAUACGAGAGUGACGAUGAAGUAGGAAGCAGAAAGCGACACAAGAUCUCAAAGGUGUUGAAUAGAAAUGGUGCCGUCAGGUCCUCCGUUGAUGCAGUUAAAAAAUCCAGAUCAGUGAGAGCAUUCACAGAUACUGAGUAUGUGGAAGAGGAACAGUUGGUUUCCGAUGGUGAGCCUGAGACAAAGAAGAAGAAGAAGCAGGGAAAGGAGUUGGUUGAUGAUUUGGGAGAUGGUAAGAGGGAAAUGGCUAUAACUACUCGUCAAAGGGCCCUUCAAUCUGUCAAACACGUUUCUUCCAAUUCUGGUGCAAGUGUAGUUGAGUUCCCAAAUGGGUUGCCCCCUGCUCCUAGAAAGCAAAAGGAGAAACUCUCUGAAGUGGAGCAACAGCUUAAGAAAGCUGAGGUGGCACAAAGACGGAGGAUGCAAACUGAGAAGGCAGCUCGGGAAUCUGAGGCUGAAGCAAUUAGAAAAAUACUGGGCCAGGAUUCCAGUAGGAAGAAGCGGGAGGAUAAAUUGAAGCAGCGGCAAGAGGAAUUAGCACAGGAGAGGGCUACCAACGCAAUGACACUCGCAUCAAACACUGUUAGAUGGCUUCUGGGUCCCACUGGUAGUGUCGUGACAUUUCCCAACGAGAUGGGUCUGCCAAGUAUAUUUGAACCCAAGGCUUGUAGCUACCCUCCUCCCCGUGAGAAAUGUGCUGGUCCAUCUUGUACAAAUGCAUACAAGUACCGGGAUUCCAAGUCAAAAGUCCCCCUCUGCAGCCUUCAAUGCUACAAGGCAAUUCAUGAGAAGAUGCAGCCUGUGACUUCAUGUUAAUUAUGUGGACUUGCAGCUUGCCCUUGCUGCUGUUCUGAGUCAGAGUAUUCGUGGCCGGUUUGGCUAUUAUUGUGAAAGGGAUAACAUCCUUUGGCUGAUCAACCAAUGCUUUGAUGAGUUGUUACUUAGACAAUGCUGCCAAAUUUUUGCCUGCAUCAAAUCUCUCUCGAUAGGAGGCAGGAUGAACAGUGUAUGUUAUUUCUGAUUGAGAGCUUUUGACGCGGGCUUGAACUGCAAUUAAAACCCAGCUCAAGUUCUUGUAUAUAACCUGUGUUUUGUUUACCUAGUCCUGUUAUUUACUUACUACAACAUAUGCAUUUUUUUUUACCUAGUCCUGUUAUUUACUUACUACUACAUAUACAUUUGGUUACUGUGGUUUGGUGGAUGAUGAAGUAUUCGGAAUAUAACAAUUGGAUCACCUUUCAUCUUC